AUGUCUCAUCGAGGUAACCCCGCCAGCUCCACGGGAGGAGCUUCUUACGCGUCUUUCUCAUCUGGCAACAGAUUCGGUCCUACAGCCAAUAUAGCCCCUACCACCUCGACUCCAUCCGCCACCAAUUCUUCAGAGAGAGAUGCAGCCUUAGCAAAAGGUGCGGGGCCAUACGGUGCAGGUGGGAUAGAAGAUGAUGAUGAUUUGGAUGAUCACCUGCACACGUUCACCGCAGCAGAGAGGAAAGACCUUAGUACACCCUUUGAUAUCACUUCAUGGAGAGGAUGGGCAAACGCCUUGACUCUUUUGACAUUGGCCGCGGGCGGUGUGAUGUUGUUUGCAGGAUAUCCAAUCAUCGCUUGGUAUUACGGUAAUAGCAAUUCAUCAGGUGCCAAUACCUCUGGAUACAAUCUAGGUGGUAUAAACGGUUCAGGUCAAUAUCCCUCAAUUACCGGUUUACCUUCACUUAUAGACAGUGACACUCCCUCCGACUCGUACACCAAGACUGGAUCCGAUGGAAAUGAAUGGACUUUGGUUUUCUCAGAUGAAUUUAACAAAGAUGGAAGAACCUUCUAUGAUGGUGAUGAUCCUUUCUUCCAAGCGGUUGAUUUCCAUUAUUGGGCUACUGGUGACUUUGAAUGGUACGACCCUUCUGCCGCCACCACUCAAGAUGGUCAUCUCGUCCUUACCAUGACUCAAGAACCCAUCCACGAUCUCAACUUCAAAUCUGGUAUGAUCCAAUCAUGGAACAAGUUGUGCUUCAACAAAAAUGCCCAUAUUGAAGUGUCCGCCAGUUUGCCAGGUGUCACUACUGUCGGUGGUUUCUGGCCUGGUAUCUGGACUAUGGGUAACCUUGGUCGACCAGGUUACGGAGCUACGACCGAAGGAUUAUGGCCAUACACUUACGAUACAUGUGAUAUCGGAACGCUCGCAAAUCAAACCUAUGCCAACGGUACUGGUCCAGCUGCGACGCUCACCACCGGAUCAAAUGAUGGUCCACUCUCUUACCUCCCCGGUCAGCGACUUUCAGCAUGUACUUGUACAGGUGAAGAUCAUCCAGGACCCAACGUUGGUGUUGGAAGAGCGGCUCCUGAAAUCGAUUUGAUCGAAGCGCAAAUUAUUCUCUCCGAAUCACGAGGAGAAGUCUCGCAAUCCUUCCAAGUCGCUCCGUUCGACGACCACUAUCAAUUCGACAACUCUUCUGCAAACUUCAAGCAUUACGAUACGAGUUUGUCCUACUGGAAUACGUAUCUGGGAGGAAACUUCCAACAGGCUGUAUCGACUUUGACUAGGGUUCCUACGGAUAUCUACUACAAUCAACCUGGUUCUAACAAACAAUUCACGACUUUCGCUGUGGAAUGGCAAGCAUUCCCCGAUAAGAGGGAAGACGGUUAUAUCGCUUGGUACAGUGAUGGUGAACCAUCUUGGACGAUGUAUGCCGAUGCUGUCGCUGCAAAUGAAAAAGUCGAAAUCGGAAGGAGAAUUAUCCCCGAAGAACCCAUGGCCUUGAUUUUCAAUUUCGGAAUGUCAAACAAUUUCCAAGCUGUAGAUUUCGAUAAUUUGAUCUGGCCAAACUACGUUAGAAUCGAUUACAUCAGAGUUUACCAAAGGACCGAUACCGGUUCGAUAGGAUGUAGUCCCGAUGAUUACCCAACGGCUGAUUAUAUCUCGAAACAUGCCGAGGCGUACAAUAACCCCAAUUAUACAACUUGGGCAGAGUAUGGUGGAACUUUCCCUAAGAACAGACUUAUCGAUACCUGUUAA
Messenger RNA from Kwoniella botswanensis, 1761 nucleotides. RefSeq lists its product as uncharacterized. Gene Ontology annotation, molecular function: glucosidase activity. The record is from RefSeq and is a predicted model, not a curated record. Gene Ontology annotation, biological process: (1->6)-beta-D-glucan biosynthetic process; fungal-type cell wall organization. Gene Ontology annotation, cellular component: endoplasmic reticulum membrane; plasma membrane. The transcript has 6 exons. Bases 1 to 1761 code for a protein of 586 amino acids. Lineage: Eukaryota; Fungi; Basidiomycota; Tremellomycetes; Tremellales; Cryptococcaceae.